Molecule: messenger RNA, 1275 nt
Organism: Ipomoea triloba (trilobed morning glory)
Lineage: Eukaryota; Viridiplantae; Streptophyta; Magnoliopsida; Solanales; Convolvulaceae
Product: LOB domain-containing protein 36-like
Exons: 2
Coding region: 1-843 (280 amino acids)
Source: RefSeq, a predicted model, not a curated record
AUGUCGUCGUCGAGCACGCCGUGCGCCGCAUGCAAGCUGCAACGCCGGAAAUGCACGCAGGAGUGCGUGUUUGCGCCGUAUUUUCCGCCGGACCAACCGCAGAAGUUUGCUAACGUGCACAAGGUGUUCGGAGCAAGUAACGUCGCGAAGCUACUGAACGAACUGCACACUUCUCAGAGGGAGGACGCCGUGAAUUCCCUGGCGUACGAGGCGGAGUGCCGCCUGCGCGACCCGGUGUACGGCUGCGUCGGCUUAAUUUCCAUCCUCCAGCAGAAACUGAAGCAGGUGCAGCACGAUUUGCUGAGUUCCAAGCGGGAAUUGGCGAAUUACAUCGGACCGGCUGCAAUGCAGCCACUUGUCCAACAUCCCGGGUUUCUCCAACAUCCUAACAACCCCUCUAACUACCUUGUGGGACUCCCCACAGUAGUGCCCCACGCCGCCGCCCAGCUGAUCGCCCAUGAUUCCUUGCAGCAACAACAGCAACAGCCUUUCAUUGAGCCUUACCAUCAAUUAGCCGGCGUGGUUAGAACAUAUGAUCAGCAGCAGCAACAACAGCAACAGCAACACGAGCUUAUGACGUUUAACAGUGGAUUUGAGUCCGGAGGGCCAGUAAACGGCGCCGGAAUGUUCCAUCAGAUGAGCUCUGCCGCUUCUAUGCCUCCUUAUGACACUCCUUACGCGAUGCAACAGCCGGGACAAGAACACUUUGAUCCUAAUCAUGACCAGAUUCAGCUUCAAUCCCAACCGCCAAUGCAACAACAGCAACAACAACAGCAGCAGCCUCCUCAGCCGCAAGAGAGACCCAAAAAUGAGGAGGGCAGGAGCGUUGAUCCUUCGUGCUAAUAACAACAUCCUCUCAUCAUUGUGAUUGCUAUGCCCCUCCAAACUUCAUCUAUUCUCCCAACACUGCCAUUUAUUUCAUCCAGCUAGCUAAUUUCAGGCAUGCAUACAGAAGCGCACAGCGGAAGUGAGAGGAGGAUCAAACUUAAGAUUGUUGAAAUCGAUCUGAUGGUGAAAUGUGUGUAGAAAGUGAAAAAAUUUCCUCAUUUAUACAGGGAGGGUUUUGACUAUUGAAGGGUGUCCUGUAAUUACACAGGGAGGCACGUGAGAGCUGCAUUGAUGGUGAUAUGUAGGAUGUUUUCCCUUCGCAGUUUUCAGGCAGGAUUCUUUUAAUGUUAUCUAUCCAUGUCCAGUGGACGACCAUAUAUAUAUAGAGAGAGAGAGUAUAUUUAGCUACUCUAGCCUGGUUUUAAUUAUCUGGAGAAUUAUAUUAUA